Nematocida minor is the source of this 219-nucleotide messenger RNA. RefSeq lists its product as uncharacterized. Bases 1 to 219 code for a protein of 72 amino acids. Lineage: Eukaryota; Fungi; Microsporidia. The record is from RefSeq and is a predicted model, not a curated record. The transcript has a single exon.
AUGAAAGAUAUCGUCUGUGAAACUGAAGAGCAGUGCUACAUCUCAAGGAGCAUAAAACAGAAGCUGAUCAAAGUGUUCAGAAACGAAGCGCUGGACGAGGAAGAAAUAAGAAGCCUUUUGAGAGUAAGGGUGGUCCGGCCUAUUCUCAGAGACUAUCUGAUGAAGAACGCAGAAAAGUACGACAUUUUCAAACUAUUGGAUGCUUUUCUAGGAGAAUGA